Messenger RNA from Penicillium paradoxum, 486 nucleotides. RefSeq names its product putative nuclear transport factor 2 domain protein. Gene Ontology annotation, biological process: protein import into nucleus. The record is from RefSeq and is a predicted model, not a curated record. Gene Ontology annotation, cellular component: nuclear pore central transport channel. The coding region runs from base 1 to 486 and encodes 161 amino acids. Lineage: Eukaryota; Fungi; Ascomycota; Eurotiomycetes; Eurotiales; Aspergillaceae. The transcript is spliced from 2 exons.
AUGGCUGCAGCAAGUGAGGAUACGCUGACCAAAGUGUCAACCGAGGCUGCGACAGAGUUCGUCAAGACCUUCUACCCGGCUCUGGGGCUGAAUCGCCAGUCUCUCGGCUCCUAUUACUCCCUGGAACCCACCACAAUCAUGUUCAACGGAAACGCCCUCGCAGAUGGCGCUGCUGUUCAGGAAGUCUUUAUGAACCAAAUGUCGCCCGCACACUACGAGGUCCAGUCCUACGAUUGCCAGAUUAUCAACAAAGCAUACCCCACCGUUUUGCCGGGUGGUGGACUGAAGCCGCAGUCAGAGAUGGGAGUCAAGGAUAUGUCGAUACUUGUCGUGGUCAGUGGAUUUGUGCGUUACGGAGAGGGUCGCGAUCGCCCGCAGCGAGGGUUCAGUGAGACGUUUGUGCUGGUCCCCAAUCCAUCCGCGGAGCGGGCGAGAGGUCGCAAGGAUUGGCUCAUUCAAAGCCAAAAUUUCCGCCUUGUCGUAUGA